Messenger RNA from Pistacia vera, 912 nucleotides. Its product is annotated as GATA transcription factor 15. NCBI's taxonomy places the organism in Eukaryota, Viridiplantae, Streptophyta, Magnoliopsida, Sapindales, Anacardiaceae. Bases 330 to 752 code for a protein of 140 amino acids. The record is from RefSeq and is a predicted model, not a curated record. The transcript has 3 exons. Gene Ontology annotation, biological process: regulation of DNA-templated transcription. Gene Ontology annotation, molecular function: zinc ion binding; sequence-specific DNA binding.
CUCUGCGUGUGUCGGUUCAAUUCUUCAUUUCGUUUUCUCUCUCUCUCUCUCUCUCUCUCUUUCUCUCAGUCCCGCACUAUUCACUCUCGUUAACCCCUCAAAUUAUUCCCACUUCAUUUCAAUCAUUCCCUCUUAGCAAAUCAUUAGCUAGAUCUCUUCUAUUUCUCGUUAAUCAUUAAGCUUUUGUUGAGUGUCACUACCACCUCCAGUUGUUUUUUUUUUUUCUUUAGCUCAAGUGAAUCAAGAUUUGGUUCUGGUUCAAUUCCCACGUGCGUUUUCGAGUUUUACCUUCCGGGUCUGUGUUGGAUCUUUUAAACAGGGUGGCAAAAAUGUUGGAUCCGAGUGAGAAAGGAUCAGAGUGUGAUGAUGUGAACAGAAAGAUUUCAUCAGAAGAAAGUAAUCAAGCGAACGAGAGCAAGAAGACCUGUGCCGAUUGUGGGACCUCGAAGACGCCUCUAUGGAGAGGCGGGCCAGCCGGGCCCAAGUCACUUUGUAACGCAUGUGGGAUCAGAAGCAGGAAGAAGAGAAGGGCAGUUUUGGGAAUAACAAAAGAAGACAAAAAGACGACCAAAAAGGGCAACAACAAUAACAAGCAGCAACUCGGAGAGAGUUUGAAACAGAGAUUGUACGCAUUGGGAAGAGAAGUUUUGAUGCAAAGAUCAACGGUUGAGAAGCAACGAAAGAAGUUGGGAGAAGAAGAACAAGCGGCUGUGUUAUUAAUGGCUCUAUCUUAUGGCUCUGUUUAUGCUUAAUAAUUUAGUAUUAUUAAUAAUAAUUAAUUAUUAUUAAUAUUAAUGUUAGGAUCCAAGUAUGUCACAUGACCAAAUUAUCCUGUGAUAAUUUUUGUUUAGGGUUUUUUUUUUUUUUGUUUUUGGGUUUUUAACUAACUGUAUUUUGGAAGUUGGUAGAAAA